CAGGUCAAAAACUAUAUAUUCUCUUUCCUUCAUAUUUCCCAUCAAACUGAGAUUAUUAUUUUUAUUUAAAUUCGAUCAGGCUUUCGGCGGGAUUUUUCGAUUACCAAAAAUUUCACAGCAAAGAAAGCUUUUGGAGAUUCGUUAUGGAGGAUUUUACCGAUGAACUAGAGCCCUUGUUCGAUUACAGGCGUAUUCAACCACUCAAUGUCGUAUCCCUCGAUGACGAUGAUGAACCGAAUGCUUCUCCAGCUUCUCCGAAAAGAAGGAAGGUUUCGAACUCUGAGGCUGAGAAGGUGGUGAAAAAUGGGAAAUUAGUUCAUAUACUUGACAGUGAAGAAAAGGAAAACGAGGAUUGGCUACCCCCUCCACCCAAAAUUUCUCGUAAUGCUAGGAUCCUUGCUGAAAAUUCCACCAUUAAAGAGUUGAGGUUAAAGAAUAAAGAGCUAGUAUCGUUUGCACGAUCGACCCAAGAUGUAUUGCAAGCUAUAGAGGAGUCUGCAAAGAAAGAGCUCAGUAAAUCAUUGAUGCUUUCUUUGGAGGCUGCUGCGGAUCAGCCUUCAAAACCUUGUGCUGAAAGAGCUAAAAUAGUUAUUUCUAUCCAGGACAAAGAUGGACUCAAACAAUUUCGUGUAUACAUGGAUGAUAAAUUCGAGCGGCUAUUCAAACUAUAUGCCGAUAAAGUUAAGCUUGACCUGCAGACCCUAGCAUUUUGCUUUGAUGGGGAUACAGUAGGUCCAGAAUCAACCCCUGAAUCUCUGGGAAUGGAGGAUAAUGACCUUAUCGAAGUUCAUGUUAAGUCAAUCCGAUGAGGAUUUUGAUUCAAGCAGAAAGAACAUAAGCUAUGGUUUUGGGAGGCCAGAAUGCACUUGGUGUUUAGUCUUUUUUCGGUUACAACUAUUGUCUCGUUGUUUCUUCUUCUUCUUCUUCUUCAUUUUUCUUUUUAGGGUUCAAUACAUGGUCAUAAGUGUACAGCUUCAAUUAAAUUUCUCUAUAGGUACAAGAGUAGUUAAAAACUAAAAGUCAGACAAGAUAAAAUGCAACUUUACUUUACUGAACUUGUUUUGGAUUAAUGGCAAGUGAUAAUGUGUAUUCUGGCAUGUACUAAUUUAGCUCAUUGACUUGUCUUUUUCA
This is a messenger RNA of Humulus lupulus (European hop), 1131 nucleotides long. RefSeq lists its product as uncharacterized. The record is from RefSeq and is a predicted model, not a curated record. The coding region runs from base 144 to 809 and encodes 221 amino acids. The transcript has 7 exons. NCBI's taxonomy places the organism in Eukaryota, Viridiplantae, Streptophyta, Magnoliopsida, Rosales, Cannabaceae.